Molecule: messenger RNA, 1683 nt
Organism: Drosophila ficusphila
Lineage: Eukaryota; Metazoa; Arthropoda; Insecta; Diptera; Drosophilidae
Product: venom protease
Exons: 5
Coding region: 320-1543 (407 amino acids)
Biological process (GO): proteolysis
Molecular function (GO): serine-type endopeptidase activity
Source: RefSeq, a predicted model, not a curated record
CGAAAAGUGCUCGGAUUAUUUUGGUAUUCAUAAUAUUUACUAUUUAAGUGACGGUUCCCGUCCCAAAGAGCUUUUGUCUGAACUGAGAUACAAGCGACUUGCCCGAGAGCCGCUUCGUAAUUCAGGGAAAACCAAAAGUGUCAACGCAACGAACAAGUUCGAAAACAGUGUCCAAGGUAAAUCGUAAUUUGAGCCGAUCUCAGCUUGCUUCCAUAUCGGAGCAGAAGUUUGUUGGAGAAUUUCGCAAAUCAGAACUCAUUCAACUGGCGACGGAAGCGGAACGAGAUAAAAUCCCAGUGCAUUUGCAAAAUAUUUUAAAAUGAAGGUCUUUCUUUGGGCUUUCUCGGCUUUAUUAGGCUGUAUUUCGCAGCAGGCAUUAGCAAAAACAUUUGCCAAUGAAUACAUAGACCUACUAGACUUUAGAGAUAACGAUGAGUUCCAAUGGGGCGAAUCAGAAAACGCUCUUUAUAGCCACCAAAAUAGCAGUGGGGUCGUGAAUUUUCUGUCUCAACAUCGUCUUAACAAGCGGCAGGCUCCAACCUCGCAAUUGUUGGAAAACAAGGAUUAUGGUCCGUGCAGUACUCCUUUGGGGGAAUCCGGUCGGUGUCGCCACAUUAUCUACUGCCGCAUGCCAGAACUCAAAAACGAUGUCUGGCGUUUGGUCUCCCAGCUUUGUAUUAUUGAAAAGAGUUCUAUAGGCAUUUGUUGCACAGAGCAGGCGACCAGCAACCGCUUUAGUCCCCAGAUCGUGACUAAUCCGGACCAGGACGAGCCGCGCAUCGUCAACCAGCCUGAGCAACGCGGCUGUGGGAUAACCUCCAGACAGUUCCCGCGGCUAACCGGCGGACGACCUGCCGAGCCGGACGAGUGGCCCUGGAUGGCUGCCCUGCUGCAGGAGGGGCUGCCCUUCGUGUGGUGCGGUGGUGUCCUGAUCACCGACCGUCAUGUCCUCACUGCUGCCCACUGCAUCCACAAGAAGAGCAAGCAGGACAUCUUCGUUCGCCUGGGCGAGUACAACACGCAUAUGCUGAACGAGACGCGGGCGAGGGAUUUCCGCAUUGCCAACAUGGUCCAUCACAUCGAUUACAAUCCGCAGAACUACGACAAUGAUAUUGCCAUUGUCAGAAUCGAUCGGGCCACUCUGUUCAACACAUACAUCUGGCCAGUUUGCAUGCCGCCCGUGAACGAGGACUGGUCGGAUAGGAAUGCCAUUGUCACCGGAUGGGGCACCCAGAAAUUUGGCGGACCUCAUUCAAACAUCCUAAUGGAGGUUAACCUGCCGGUGUGGAAGCAGUCUGACUGCCGGGCGUCCUUUGUGCAGCACGUUCCGGACACCGCAAUGUGCGCGGGAUUUCCAGAAGGCGGUCAGGAUUCCUGUCAGGGAGAUAGCGGAGGUCCACUGCUCGUGCAGCUACCCAACCGACGCUGGGUUACCAUUGGCAUCGUGUCCUGGGGCGUCGGCUGCGGAGAGCGCGGACGUCCGGGUAUUUAUACGCGUGUGGAUCGCUAUCUGGACUGGAUUCUGGCCAACGCAGACGUCUAAAGUAUACGCAGUUCUGGCUUCUGUUCGUCAGUACAUUCAAUUUACUUGGCAUUAGUUUAUCAAAUGCUAUGGUCUAAAUACACUAAUUAACCUGAUAACGAUCGAUAUCAAUAAACUAUGAACACCCGUACAACCCCCAA